This is a messenger RNA of Polypterus senegalus (gray bichir), 5540 nucleotides long. RefSeq names its product aminopeptidase O (putative). Gene Ontology annotation, cellular component: nucleolus. NCBI's taxonomy places the organism in Eukaryota, Metazoa, Chordata, Cladistia, Polypteriformes, Polypteridae. Gene Ontology annotation, molecular function: metalloaminopeptidase activity; zinc ion binding. The transcript is spliced from 17 exons. The coding region runs from base 114 to 2600 and encodes 828 amino acids. The record is from RefSeq and is a predicted model, not a curated record.
UACAAGUCGCCGAACAGCCGGAACGGAGAGCGUGUGAGGCGGUCACUCGGAAAGGUAGAGCUGAGGCCUGCACAAAUACGUCGAUCUAUGAAGUUUUUACAGAGAAAUCUGACAUGGAAAUAAACCUCGACCCCAAUAAACAUGACCUCCCUCUCAGAGCUAACACUAGUGACAUGCUGGUCAGACAUUACGUGCUGGACUUAGCUGUGAAUUUCAAAAAAAGAGUCAUCUCUGGAAAUAUUGUCCUUUUCUUUGAGACUGGAAAAGAAGCCGAUACAAUAUGCAAACCUGCAAGAGAACAGGACUGUCCUGAAAGCUGCAAGUUGUGCAAGCAGGAGACACCCUACUUGACAGAUUUUCCGGUGACAAGUGCAAGUACUCAUUCAACUCUGUUUGACGCUAAUGAUGUUAGUGGCUGGGGAAGUAACAGAAAAGAUAACUCUCACAAAAACUGUAGGCAUGGCAACAUAAUGCUGACUUCUGGGAUUUCAAAAGAAGGCUGCAGAGACACUGAGGAUUGUGGGAGUGAAGAUUUUGUGCUGGUGCUGGACUGUUGUGAUCUUUUAGUCGUAAAGGUUGAAGAAGUUUCUAAUUGUAUAGAGCCACACAUUAAAAAACUAGUUAGCAGGAUCAGUGGACAAGAUGCUGUUACUCAGCAACCAAUGAAAAAGGAGAAGAUUCAUGCUAUUGAUGAACUUGUGUCAUUACCUGCAAGUCUUUGGCAAGAGCAGCAUGAAAUGUACUUGGAGUGCAGCCGAGCGCUUGGCUGUGGGGAGCUUCGCUUUGAAACAGAUUCUUGGAGUCUGCAAAUCAGAAAACCAGGGAUAAAGACAGCCAGAGAUUUCCCACACAUACUGAGAAUCUGGUAUGAGACCAAACCCAGUGGUGGUUCAGUCAGGUGGACUCGGGAUCAAAGCGGCAGACAAUGUGUCUACACUGCUGGAUCACCAAUUAACAACCGAGCACUUUUUCCUUGUCAGGAACCCCCUGUUGCCAUGUCAACUUGGCAGGCUACUGUUCAGGCACCAUCAGAAUGUGUAGUAUUACUCAGUGGGGAAAAUACUGCGGUACCUAUUGAUACCCCACAAGGUCUGUCAAAUUGGUUUUACUAUGUUACGAUGCCAAUGCCAGCAUCAACUUUUACCAUAGCAGUUGGACACUGGAUAGAAGUUAAUCUGAAACAUACCUUAAUUUGUGACACAAAUGAUUCUACAGAAACUGCUGCAACACAGACUCACAGCUCCUGUCCAGUGAAAUGUGGCCACCUGGAUUACCCCUGCCCAUUUCAGGAAUCUGCUGCACAUUUAAAGGCUGUAAUUCCAUACCGAGUGUUUGCUCCAGUAUCUCUUCAAGAAAAAGUUCAAGAGGUUUUACUUCCUUUGCUUCCAAAAUGUCUUAAAGCUGCACACAAUGUCUUGGGGGUUCAUCCAUUUAGAAGAAUUGAUAUACUGCUUGUACCUGCUGGCUUUUCUAGCUUGGGAAUGGCAAGCCCUCACAUCAUCUUUUUGUCCCAAAGUAUACUUCCUGGAAAGAGUUACCUUUGUGGUGCACGACUUUGCCAUGAGAUUGCCCAUGCCUGGUUUGGUCUAGCCAUUGGUGCUCGGGACUGGACAGAGGAGUGGGUCAGUGAAGGCUUUGCCACAUUCCUAGAAGAUGUCAUUUGGGCAUGUGCUCAAAAGCUUCCACAGGAAGAAGCUGUGAAGCAGCAGGAACUCAAGGCAUUUCUGCGUUUCAGACGUCUCAGGGAUGAAUUGCAGAUUUCAGAAGAACAGCUUCAGAUUCUCAGACCUCAGGGAGAGCGCACAGGAGAAGUAAGUGAAUCAGGAUCAUCUCAAGUCAAACAUGGCCUUAAUCCAGACAAAAUCUUCAUGCAGGUGCACUACCUAAAGGGUUUCUUUCUUCUACGUUUUUUAGCCAGCAAAAUUAAAGAAGAAUUAUAUCUCCAGUUUUUUCGAGAUUUUGUGGAAAAAUUUCAUGGUCAGCUUAUUCUGUCUCAGGAUUUUCUGAAAAUGCUUCUGGGACAUUUUCCAGAAAUUGAAAGACAAGGUCUUCCACUCGAGUCUAUUAAUGAAGUAUGGCUUGACAGUGCAGGAAUUCCUAAGCCUUUGUUAGAAGAAUGCAAUAUUUGGCUGAAAAAUCAGUUGGUUCAAGAAGUGAAACAAGAGCUUCCAAAAUGGAUUCAUUUCAAUCAAAGGAAAAGAAGAGGAACCAAACGGAAAAAGACAACGGAGGGAGAGGGAGAGAUCUUCAGAGAGCUCCUACCAGACCAGUUGGUCUUGCUUCUGGAGUUCCUGUUGGAGGAGGAGGUUCUUAGUGUUAGCACACUGCAGAUGUUACAGAAGAUUUACAGUAUCCAGGAGCAGGAUGCAGAGGUGCGACAUCGCUGGUGUGAGCUGGUCGUGAAGCACAAGUACACAAAAGCGUAUAAAGAUGUUGAACAAUUUUUAACACAAGAUCAGGCCAUGGGUGUCUACUUGUACGGGGAACUGAUGGUCAAUGAGGAUGCCAGACAGCAGAUGAUUGCCAGAAACUGCUUUACAGCUGUUCAAGAAGAAAUGGAUCCUGCUUCAAGAAAUGUUGUUGAAGAGAUGAUAUUUUGAAAAGACUGAGCUGUAAAAUGAUAGAAAAGGAUCACCUGAAGCCAGCAGAGUAAACUCUAAUCCUCAUCCUGAAGAUUUCUAAAACAGUCUGUUUAAAGUGAAAUAUCACAGGACUAGGUAAUGGUAAAAUGAGCAAACAAAAAGAGCACAUCAGGACUUCUCAAUGUAAUUUCAAGGAAGCAAAAUAUGGAGCCUCACACAGAGGUGCCAAGACAGCAGAAUGUGUGAUUGUUUAACCUGCUUAUAGCUUAGCAAUGCAAGACAAAUCAUCACACAUUUUUACCUUUUUGACUGUGGAGUCAUUUAUAAUUGAGUGGAAGUGGAAAUGCCACCCAUGACCUGAAUAUCUUUUUUUCCUCUGGAUGACUCUGAACUGACUUUUUAUGGUGAAAGAAAAUGGAGACGUAUUACAUGUUAAUUAGCGCAUGCAAGUAAGAAUUUCUCUGUUCUCUGUACAUUAGGACAAUUGUGACGAGCACAGGCCUUUCAACCAAACAAUCUUAUCCAUCUUACUCAACUAGACUCUCCAAAAUAUCAUCAGAUGGAGAUCUGAAGGUCCCUGAAGUCUAGUUCUCUACCACACUACUUGGUAAUUCAUUCCACGUGUUUGUGAACACUUUAGAACCUAUGUAUAAGUAAAGCAAAUUGACACAUAUUCCAGAUAAGCUGCAUGAGUAAGGCCUUUCAUAUCUUAGGCUACGCUCUGUAAUCAUCCCACAUAAGUAUUAUUCUGAGGCCCCACAGAGAUGUCUCUGUAAAGUGUGUGUGUGUGUGUGCACUGCCUAGCAGUUACUUUGAUUUCCAUGUAUCAGUAAAUAUAGACAAACCUUCCCCGUGAUUUCACUUGCCUAUGGCAUGACUUUAUGGCAACUGUAAAAGGGCCAAUGUUUCAGGGAUGUUUGCAUCUUUGAUCAGCAAAUCUUGUGCACUCCUUUAUUAGAUUAUGGUGACAUUUCCACUUACGAGCAUGGAGUAAGGCACAGAAACAAGUUUAAGGGGAGAAGACGAGAAACAGGAGAAAAUCCCUUAGCCAGACUGGAUGAGAUACUGGGACAGUUUGGCUAAUUCUGCAAACUACUAUAGAUGAACUGACAUGGACACAAAGUGUGUAGAUUUUUUACACUUAAAGGAAUGUUGCUGUGAAAUUGUCUGUUCAGAUAUAAAUAAGAGAAGUGCCUUGCUGGCGUUGGCUGAUAGUCCCUAUUCAGACCUUAGGUAAGCUAAUGGGCUUUGUGUAUGCAUGUUGCUCACCUAAUCGAUUAGCUUUGGUAUGAGCUCGUCUCCCAGCACAGCAUACCUUACAUUUUUGUCGAAUGCGGUCCCACAUGCUCCGACAGCCUGGACUUUUGGCCUUGACAUAACUUUACACUUGAUUUCAGAUAUCUGACAUUCAAACAUUUUCCUUGGCAGACCUCAUUUGCUUGUUGUUGUCAACUUAAAGGUUGUGCAAUGUAACGUGCAGGCCUGAACACAGAGAGUAUGGCGUCUUUGGAGUUGUGACAGCUUAUUUUAUCCUGUUGUUUACACCAAAUAGCAGUGCAGCAUACGUCAGACAUUACUGUAAGGUUUUAUUUCUGUAUUGUGUGAGAAACAUACUUAAUAUAUUUUGCGUUUGAACAAUGUAAAGUUGGCCUUGUAUUAAUUUUACAUUCCUAGACAUGUCUAUGCGACUCCUAGAGCUAUGAAGGAAUAAAGGCUAACUGGUAACAUUGGAAGUGAGCAAUAAUAAUAUUUAACUAGAAUUGAUAAAUAAGACAUCUGGCCUGUCUGUGUACUCUCAGCCCAAAAAAAAAAAGAGGAAUCCCAUUGAAAACAUACAUACAAUAGUGCAACUAAACAGAAGUAAGAAAUUGCCAACAUACAUAUUUCAGUUUUGAAGAGAAAAACUUGUCACUCUCUGUUCUUUGAGGAUUAUCUGUAUUAUCCCGUUCAGUGACAGGCCACAUUCGUUUCUUUAUCCCGAAAUUCAUUGCCUGAGCGGAACUAUCCUCAAACUAAAAUGGGUUCUUGGCAAACAGCUUAGCAAAGGUAACACUUUAACUCUGAAAUCCUUCAUCUCUCAUUCUGUCUUUCGUGGCUUUUACAACCAGCCCUUACCUUAGUUUCCUCUUCAAACAGAACACCAUAUAAAUUCUUGAACAACCAUGGGGCAAAUUGUUAGGAUCCUCAUAUUAUGAGAGCGUCCUGCUCACCUAUUUGCUUCAUUUAACAUCUGUGUGUUUCAUAGUUUCUGUUCCAUUGAUUUACUAAUAAAAAUAAUUUUCAGUAAUGAUGUGUGGCCUGUUCAGAUCUGAAGAUGCACUGCUUUUCUGACACUGGGAAGAUCAUUCAGAAAAAUCAAUUGUAAAGGGAGGAAAUGGUGGGUUGGCAGUUUAUUGUAUCAGAAAUAUUUUAAUUUUUGUAGAGCCUUUCCCUAGGAGCCAUGUGUAAUGAGGCGUAUUUCCCUUGAUCAUCCAAGCGUGGAGAAUAAAGAGAGAGAGGAUCCGCAGGUUUCCUUUCAUGUUGUGGCUGUGUGGGUUCCUGGCAUGCUGAUUUGUGACUUAAGAUAAAAUCACAUUGCCAGGGAUUACCACACAUCUACAGCCUUGGCGGCUGUUAUGGAAACCAGGGGCACUAGCAGAAAAGAGAGGUAACAAGAGAUCGAUGUAUGUACAUGUUGGAGUGCAGACGCUCCUGGAGCUGGCGCUUUGUGCUGCGGUGAACCUGACCUCUCUAGCAAGGUGCAGAGCUUAGCUGAUUGGUGAACAGUGAUUUACCUCGUCUUUGUUCACAGUGGCUAAGUUCUGCACCUGAAGAGAGGGUGAGAGUGAAAGGAGGUCCAUUCUUGUAGCGGGACAAACGAGGGUGCACUCGAAUGCUUAUUAUCUGUCUUUUUACAUGGAUUUUUGUUCUGAUCUUGACUACAUAAAAAGGAGUAGGUGGAACUGAGAAAGAAAAAAA